GUCAGCUUCCCGUACGUGGCAGAGGGAUCGUGGAAUUUGUGUACAUUGUAUGUUGUUGGCAGAAAUGACUGGUUGCAUUGGUAUAUUAUUAUCAUAGAACAGAGAUCGCAUAUAUCGAGUAGUCAUCUAGAUGAGUGGCCAGUUUCCAUAUCCUGGAGGACCACCUCCCCCAAGCUCACAGCCUGGACCAAUGUAUCAAGUCAAUGGUGCAAGACCUCCUGGAAACUAUGGUCCUCCUCAACCCAGUAAAGCAGGUGCAGCACAGCCUCCAAUGAAUGGUCCUCCUUUUGGAGCACCCAUGAGACCACCAGGACCCCCUGGUCCAAUGCCACCUACAAGUGCUGGUCAACCACCGGCAGGCUUCGGUCCGCAGCCAGGUCAGGGAUUUGCUCCUCCCAAUCCUGGAAUGGGUGGACCUAAUUACCAAGGAAUGCCGCCAACAUCACAGUUCAACAAUAUGAAUCUGAACGACCCCAACCAGCCUGGGAUGAGGCCAAUGGCACCCCCUGGGCCUCAAGGGGUUCCCCCUCAAAGACCAGGGAUGUUCCCGCCGGGCGGAAGUCCGCAGGUCAACGGGCCACCCACCACACAGAGACCCCCGGGACCUCCUGUGCCUGGAGGUAUGGGAGCUCCUCCUCCCAGCAGUAUGGGAGGCAAGAUGCCUCCGUCUUCUGGGCAGGGUUUCCCCCCGGGCGCCGGCCCCCUCCCACCCAGCAGCAUGGGUCAAAUGCCGACCUCCAUGGCUCAGCCGGCGAGUGGCCCGAUGCCCGGCCACCCUCCUCCUCCCUCGAGCAUGCAGGGCCAGAUGCCUCCCCCUCCCUCAUCCAUGGGGAUGAUGCCUCCCAACUCAAUGGGUGCCAUGCCUCCCAACUCAAUGGGUGCCAUGCCUCCCAACUCAAUGGGUGCCAUGCCUCCCAACUCAAUGGGUGCCAUGCCUCCCAACUCAAUGGGCGCCAUGCCUCCGAGCUCCGUUGGCCCUCCCCCUCCCGGCGCGGGGUACCCACAACCACCGGCUACUGGCAUGCCCCACCAGCAGCCUCCUGGCUUCCCCGGUCAGAUGCCACCACCGCCUUCCUCCCUCCACCAGCCUAUGCCUCCUCCAGGACCUAACUUCAUGGGAGGACCCCCAGGGAUGGUCCCCCCGUCCGGACAGACAAUGCACCCACCGCAGCCCGGAAUGCCGCCACAACCAGGCCAGAUGCCUCCACAGCCCGGACAGAUGCCCCCACAGCCUGGACAGAUGCCCCCACAGCCUGGACAGAUGCCUCCUCCCCCACAAGGCCCUCCUGGGCCCGGGGGACAUUUCCCGGGUUCUGCACAGUAUGGUCAACAGCCGAUGGGAUACGGAGGACCGGGUCAGCCCCCUCAGCCCAUGCAGGCCCCACAGCAGCAGAGGAGGCUUGACCCUGACCAGAUGCCCAGCCCGAUUCAAGUCAUUGAAGAUGACAAGAGAAACAGAUCAGGUGUCUUUCAGACGAACAACAAGGGCAGUGUGCCACCUCUGGUUACCACCACCUUCACCACACAAGAUCAAGGGAAUGCAAACCCUAGAUUUAUGCGUUCAACCAUGUACAACAUACCGUGCACUGCAGAUAUGCUGAAAUCAUCUCAUAUACCAUUUGCUCUAGCUGUGACACCUUUUGCUGAACUGGGUGAUCAAGAGCAACCUCCUCCACUGGUUGAUUUAGGAGAGCUUGGUCCUGUCAGAUGUAAGCGCUGUAAGGCCUACAUGAACCCCUACAUGCAGUUUGUCGACGGUGGCAGGAGGUUUCAGUGUGUUUUCUGCGGUGCUGCUACAGAUGUACCAAAUGAGUAUUUUGCUCAUUUGGAUCACACAGGGCGCAGAGUUGACUGCUACAACCGGGCAGAGCUGUGUCUAGGGUCUUACGAAUUUGUUGCCACAAAGGAUUACUGCAAGAAUGGCACUCCACCUAAAGAGCCUGCAUUUAUUUUCAUGAUCGACGUGUCCUACAACAGUGUGAAGAGCGGCCUGGUGCAGCUUAUAUGUGAUAAAUUGAAGUCGGAGGUCCUUGUCAACUUGCCCAGGGAAGCUGGAGUUGAAGAAUCGGAGAUCAGGGUUGGAUUUGUUACUUACCACAAGGAACUGCAUUUCUACAACGUCAAGAGUUCUCUGGCCCAGCCACAGAUGAUGGUCGUCUCCGACCUGGAGGACAUGUUUGUGCCGCUGGUGGACGGCUUCCUGGUCAAGCUGUCCGAGUCAGCAGCUGUCAUUGACAGCUUGCUGUCUCAGAUCCCUCAACUGUUUGCCGAGUCCAAGGAGACUGAGAUGGUCCUGGGCCCCGUGAUCCAAGCUGGGCUGGACGCCCUCAAGUCCUCGGACCGGGCCGGCCGCCUGUACAUAUUUCACACUGGUCUGCCCAACGCUGAGGCUCCUGGGAAACUGAAGAACAGGGAUGACCGCAAACUGCUGGGAACUGAGAAAGAAAAGACUGUGCUGUCACCACAGAGCCCGUUCUACCACAAGCUGGGCACCGAGUGUGUGGCUGCUGGCUGCAGCGUGGACCUUUUCCUCUUCCCCAACCAGUAUAUCGAUGUCGCUACAGUCUCCGAUGUGUGUCGGGUGACCUCUGGAAACAUUUACAAAUACAGCUAUUUCCAGGCUGACAUAGAUGGAGAAAGAUUUUUGGAAGAUCUGAAGCAUUCAGUGAGCCGUUCGCAGGCUUUUGAUGCUAUUCUGAGAGUGAGAACUAGUACAGGUAUCCGUCCCGUAGAUUUCUAUGGCAAUUUCUACAUGGCCAACACCACGGACGUAGAGAUGUCGGCUGUGGACAGCGACGCCUGUGUGGCUCUGGAGGUGAAACAUGACGACAAGCUCAGUGAGGCUGAAGGGGCAUAUGUGCAGGUGGCUGUGCUGUACACAAGUGUCUCCGGUCAACGACGUCUACGCUGCCACAACUUGUCUCUCAACUGCUGUGCUCAAAUGGCUGACCUGUUCAGGAGCUGCGAGCUGGACACUCUCAUCAAUUUCUUCGCCAAACAAGCCAUCCGAACUAGUCUGAAUGCAAACCCCAAACAGGUGCGAGAACACAUCAUGAACGAGGUGUCCCAGAUCCUGGCGUGCUACCGCAAGAACUGCGCCAAUCCCUCGUCGGCCGGCCAGCUGGUGUUGCCAGAGUGCAUGAAGCUGCUGCCGUUAUAUGCAAAUUGUGUGAUCAAGAGUGAUAGUAUUUCUGGAGGUUCUGAAAUAUCAACUGACGACAGAAGUUACCUGAUGCAUUUAGUCAACUCAAUGGAUGUUACCAUGUCCAACGUUUUCUUCUACCCAAGACUUGUACCGUUUCACACUUUGGACAUGGAGUCUACAGAUGUCCCCACCGCCAUCAGAUGCUCCGUGGAUCGGUUGGAGGAUACAGGCAUUUACUUGUUAGAGAAUGGCCUGUCGAUGUUCUUGUGGAUUGGCCAUAAUGUGAACCCUGAGAUGAUACAGAAGAUUUUUGAUGUGCAGAGUGCGGCACAAGUUGACAUUGACAAGGUUCAAGUUCUUCAGUUGGACAACCCAGCGUCUCGUAGACUCUGUGACUUGAUCAGCAGGAUAAGGAGUGAGAGGUCACGCUAUUUGAAGCUGACCAUCGUGAGACAGAGAGACAAGCUCCAGCCGUGGUUCGACCACUUCCUGGUGGAGGACAAGGGCAUGAACUCUGGCAGCUCGUACGUGGACUUCCUGUGCCACAUCCAUAAGGAAAUCAGAAACAUCCUCAGUUGAACAAGACCCUUCGUUUAUCGCAUUCAUUCAGUCACCUCCUUGAGCUCCUCUCUACUUCUGGAAGAAGUCUCCUCCCUCAGAUGGAAAUUAUUUUUCAUAUAUAUAUAAUAAUAAGUGAAUGAAGAAUGUGUCCAAGCUUGUAUGUCUGUAGAGAGAAACUGAGAAUAGGGAGGGUAAAAAUAUUUAUGCAUGCCAUGUUUGAUUCGUGUAGUUAUACCCUUGUGCAAUGAGUUGUAAUGUCACAGCAAAAAAAACAUUUGUCAAA
Aplysia californica (California sea hare) is the source of this 3989-nucleotide messenger RNA. RefSeq names its product protein transport protein Sec24C. Gene Ontology annotation, molecular function: zinc ion binding; SNARE binding. Gene Ontology annotation, biological process: endoplasmic reticulum to Golgi vesicle-mediated transport; COPII-coated vesicle cargo loading; intracellular protein transport. The transcript is spliced from 23 exons. The record is from RefSeq and is a predicted model, not a curated record. Lineage: Eukaryota; Metazoa; Mollusca; Gastropoda; Aplysiida; Aplysiidae. Gene Ontology annotation, cellular component: COPII vesicle coat; endoplasmic reticulum exit site. The coding region runs from base 131 to 3724 and encodes 1197 amino acids.